Messenger RNA from Acanthoscelides obtectus, 1041 nucleotides. NCBI's taxonomy places the organism in Eukaryota, Metazoa, Arthropoda, Insecta, Coleoptera, Chrysomelidae. The record is from the annotation of a GenBank genome assembly.
UGGAACGUGAACUAGAGAAGCUUGUAUGUCUUUUUUCGACAGUUGUCAAAGUUAUUUGACAUAUUGCAAAGGGAAACGCGAAAUACAACGUGCUCAUAUUGCAAUUUUUUCGCCGUUUUUCAAAUUUACUUGAAGAGCCAUGGUUAAAUGCCUUAUUAUUACUAUCUAGACGUAUCCUUGGAAUUUUCACAUUCUUUCAGUGACGAAAUCACUCCAGCAUAUUUACAGAAAAAUGUUACUGAAGCUGUAAAACAGCUAUUCGGCGAAGUUGGGGCUGCUGUGGGUAUAGAUGUAAUAAAAUUUGAUUCAGAUACUCGAAGAGGGAUAAUCCGAAUACCAAAAUCUCACUACGUUCAGUUGAGGAGCAGUUUGACACUAGCCAGGUUUUACGAAGGUAAAAGUUGUGUUUACAAAGUAAAUAACGCCAAUACUUCGCUAGCAGCUCUAGUAGGACAAAGAGAAUCUAUCGAAAAUGUCACACUGUAGGAAGUUAGGUCCGAAUAAUAAGGAUAUAGUAAUAUUUGCCACAAAAGAAGAUCAUCAAAAACCUAGCAAAGUUACACUGCCUGAACCUGAUCCACAACCAGGUUUAAUACUGCCCAAUGGUGAUAUAAACUGGAACUGCCCAUGUUUAGGAGGGAUGGCAACAGGACCUUGUGGGGUUGAAUUUAGGAAUGCUUUUAGUUGUUUCCACUACUCGGAUGCCGAACCAAAAGGCAGUGAUUGCUAUGAUCUGUUCAAAACUAUGCAGAUGUGUAUGCAGAAAUAUCCAACACUGUACAACAAGGACUUAUCUGAAGAUGAUGACUUGAACAAUGCUAUGCAGCAAUCUGAAUCGAGUGAAGGAAAAGAGGACAGUACAAAAAAAGUAUUGGAGACUGAAAAGGAUGCUAAGAAAUCUUAGUGUUAGAUAUUUGAUUCAGUUGUGGAAUAUCGUUUAAGUAGCACAAGAAAAUAUAUGAUGGUCUAAACAAAUGAAUGUUUUUAUGUUUAUAUUUGUUUAAACAAGCAGUUCUGGAGAAUAAAUGAGUUAGUCAUGAA